UGAGAAUGGGAGCGAGGCCGUUGCCCAAAGUGAUUAAGUGACCAAAGCAUCGGCAACGGAGCGUGGCGCCAUGGGCACUUUGCAUGCAGCUCAAGAGGAGCGGUCCGACCUCCAGCUUUUGCCAUCCAAUGUGAUGCGCAGCAUGCCCUACACCGCGUAUAUCGCGGUGGGGUCCUAUGCCUUGAUCUUUUGGUCUCAAGAAGCAGCCUUGCUCGAGGCCUUACUUUUAUCCAACGAGCUGCUGAACGCCUUCUUCAAGAAGCUGGCGAGCAAGUUGGUGGGGAAGGAGGCCAGAUGGAUCAAAAGACCACGUGGUGCUGCCGACAGUGGGAUCUACCCGCAGCACUUCCCCAAGAUGAGCACAUCGAGUGGCAUGCCCAGCGGUCACGCGCAAACGAGCGCUCUUCUGGCGACGGUGUUCACUUGCUUCUUGGAAUUGACGCCAGGAGCACUCCAAAGUAGAUUCUUGGUGCCGCAAGCUGUACGCAGGGAGUGGAAGAUCCAGUCGUUUCGGUGCCUCUCUUCAAAGAACUUGGAGCUUUGGGAGACCAGUCACCUCCUUGAUCUUCAACCACACAUGGACCCGGACUUGCCAGGGAUAUCGACUUCACCCUUAGAAGCCAAGAACGUGGUGCCUCUGGUCUACGUGUGGCUGGUUGCCUUGUGCGUGAUGUUCUCCCGGACGCGCUUUGGUGGACCGCUGGCCGUGAACAUCGGCGGCCGGGCGGUGGUGCAGCACAGCUGCCUACAAAUUCUGAUCGGUGCGAGCUUGGGCCUCUCCCUUGGGAUCAGUGGCUUUUGGCUUUACCUUGGCCAAGGGGGUUGGUGGCUAGGACUGGUUGUAGCUGUCCUGGUAAUGUCCCUGGUCAUCGCACUGGCCCUGUGCCUUGAAGCCGAGCCAUCUUCGAAGCAAAAGGAUGCUUCCUCCACAGAUGACAACAACAGCACAGGGAGCGGAACACCAGAGGGUGGAACUGGCUUCGGUACCAGCACUUCUGCUCAAGGCAGCGAGUCUGGCCCCAGCCCUCCUGCAGCGGGCUAUGAGUCAUUGGCUCCUCAUCACAGAGCCAGCGCUGCCAACGACAUGUGACAAAAUCACCGCGUGUGGCCGUGCAAA
Messenger RNA from Durusdinium trenchii, 1117 nucleotides. NCBI's taxonomy places the organism in Eukaryota, Dinophyceae, Suessiales, Symbiodiniaceae. The record is from the annotation of a GenBank genome assembly.